UAUUGUCGCCGUGUGUUUGGAAUUUUGGAGGACUAGAAUAUUAAUUCAAAAAGACGUAAUUUUAGGCAUGACGUUUUUUGGAGUAGUAGGUGCUUGGAAAGUUUCCUUUUUAUACGAACCUUCAUUAGAUCCUUCUCAAUCACUUACCAUCACAUUAUCUGAUUCUACAAGUACAUGAUCAUACUCAUCACAAAAAAGUACUUUCCUAGUAUUUUAUACUAAAUCCAAAAAAAAAAACAAAAAACUAGCUAGUGUGCUCGUACGUACGGCGAUAGUACUGAUCAGAUCAAAGGCCAGGCAAGUAUAUUAUAGCUAGGAUGAUGGAGGUGGAUCAUGAAGGUAAUGGAUCAGAAAUUCACGACAUUGAAGCUCAGGGGAGUUCGCCGCUGUUAAUGAAUGGUAAAUCUAGUUUGAUCAUGAGGAGGUCGGUGCUCAUUUUCCGAUCUACUUACAAGUUCAUUGAAGCUGGAGCAAGAAUAGCAUCUCUUUCUCGAGUGUCGUCGUCCUCCUCAUCCUCCAACACAACCUUUUAUACUCCUCUUCCCAGCUUUAAUCAUAAACAUGGAGAUGCGGAAGGUAGUGAAGAUGAAAUCCAGCUUGUUGAAAUUGUGGCAGCUUCACCUGAUAUUAUUACUUUAGAAUCAAACAAUGAUCUGAGUACUCAUCAGCAAUGCUUACAAAUUAGUGAAGAGAUUGUGAAGGAGAAGAAGUUGGAUUCGCUUCACAAUUUUGGAGGAGUCGAGGGGAGUAUUCAUGAUGCUGACAAAGGAAAUGACGUUUCUAGUCGUCACAGGCUGAUCUUCACAGAGUAUGGCCAAAACAUGAUUCGACAAUUCGUAUGCAAGGAACCAACUAUUUUGCUCCUUGCAAUUGCUGCAAUAUUGUCUUUUAUCUUUGGAAUCAAAGAAGAAGGUAUGCAGAAUGGUUGGUUUGAAGGAGCACUUUUGGUUGUGAUCAUAUUUGUGAUUGUUUUGUUUAAGUUUGCACGAAAUUGGUACGAAAGACGCCUUUGGAAGAGGCAAAAUGAUCGGAAAGCAAGGAAGAAUUACCAGCUGUUGAUUUCUGAAACGGACUCCAUUUUUUGUGCCUACAUUGAUAAGUUGAACAAUUACAUACAUAUUAGUGGGCUGUUGAUUGGCAUUUUGAUCUCUGUGGUGGUGUUUGUUCGCUUUAAAUUGGGCCAAAAAGAUGAUGAAAACGGAUACAGAUUGGAAAUCAAGGAAGAACCAGCUGAAAUUGCACGGAUAAUGAAUGCCGUGAAGAAGGUUUUAACAGAAUCAAAGGGAACCGUAAGAGUUCUGAUAACUUUACUUGGUGUCACACUGGUAGGGAUGACUGAAGGAAUACCAUUUCUUAUUUCACUUGCAAUGGCAUAUUGGUAUCCGAAUUUUGAUGUUAAGAUGGAAUCAGUCAGCACCAUCUGUAUAGAAAAUGUUAGCUGGUUGAAAGAGCCAAAAUUGAAAGUUACCCAAUUUUUUCUUGACAAAAAAGAUGUUACCAAGAUACCCUCGCGUGUCUGCAGAGUUCUCUCUGAUGGAAUUGGUUUGUCCGCUCUUUCUCAAACACCCUACCACAGAGUAGAAGAGCCAAUACUCUGUUGGGCAGAGAAGAACACGGGUAUGCAGAGAGACACUUUGGAUCAGCAGUUCAACAUAGUGAAGGACAAUGAUAAUGAGAUGAAUCCUUUUGAAGGAACUUGUGGAGUCGUCAUAGAGAAAAAUGGAGAUAAUAGGAAGGAGUACUAUUCACAUUUCAAGGGCCCGGCUGAUUCAAUAUUGUCAAUGUGUUCAAGUUACUAUGACAUGAAUGGUGAAGUGCAGGAUUUGGAUAACGAAACAAAGAGUGACAUUGCUCAAGCUCACAACAACAACGUGAACGUAGUUGCAUUUGCCUGCAAACGUACUCAGGUUGUUGAACUUGAUAAAAAUGGCCUAACAUUCAUUGGUAUGUUUGUCUUAGAAGAUACUUUCAAUCUAGACAACAUGAGGCAAGGAAUUGCGAUUCUGAAAGAAGGUGGAGUGAAGAUGAUAUUUGCCUCGGAAGAAGAUGUUGAAGUGCUCCGUUCCAUUGGUGAUGAAAUAGGAUUGCUCAACUCACAUGAUGCUCUAGUAGUUAGGGGCGAAGAUGCUACCAAGGAAAAUGUUGAGAAAAUUUGCAUUACGGGAAAUUCCUCUCCCGCAGACAAGCUUCAUUUAAUAGAGGGGUUAAAGAAAAGGGGUGAAGUGGUGGCUGUGGUGGGAGAACAAGCAUCUGAAAGUAAUGUGGUUCUUGAAGCAGCUCAUUUUGGCCUGCCCGUGGUGACUAACUGGCCUGAAACUAUGACUUACGUGAUUAACAGCAUCAAGGGAGGAAGAAUUGUUUGUGAGAAUCUGAGGCAAUUCAUCCAAGUUGAGGUAAUCUUGGCUAUCAGUAGCUUAUCAAUAAACUUCAUACUGGUUAUAGUAGACGGAGAUGCCCCGUUAACAAUCAUCCAGCUGGUAUGGGUUAACCUUCUUGUUACAUUUAUUGGAGGGCCAGCUUUGCUAAUUACUCAACAGUCCACAAGACAACUAAGGGAUGAGGUUUCUAUCAGACCAAGAAAACCGCCAAUUACCAAGGUUAUGUGGAGAAACAUAUUUUUUCAAGCUUCUUAUCAGACUGGCAUUUUUGUAUUCCUUCAAUACAGAGGAAAUGCACUACUGGACAUCACUCCAAAAGCUAACAGAUCUACAGUCUUUAACGGGUUCGCUUUAUGCCAGCUUUUUAACAUAUUCAGUGCAAGGGAUUUGGAGCAGAAGAAUUUCUUCAAAGGUCUUGGUCAAAAUUACUUGUUUUGGGCAUUGUCUGGGCUCUAUCUUGUGUUGCAGUUGGGAUUCAUUGAAGUAGAGGUUGUCAUUGUCUUUACCAACACAGCACGACUGAAUUGGAAACAAUGGGCUGAAUCCAUUAUAAUUGGAGCUGUUACAUGGUUGCUAGAUGUGAUAGUAAAAUGGGCAUCACAAUACAUAAAGAUGAAGAAAUAUUGUGACCGUGAAGUUCUUCACCUAGCUAGAAACUGGUUACAGUAUUGGUUUAUCAGAAUCAAUUGCUGUAACUGUGGACCAAGAAGUACACCAAACCCAACUCUUGCUUCCUUGGAUUCUUCAAGAUCCACUUGUGGAAAGGGCUGGAUAACAAAUAUCACACGUCGUGUGAAACCAACCAAACAUAGAGCUAGUAUUUUGAUAAAUUAAUCAAAUGUUGCAGGAGCUUCAAUGUUUAGUACAUAUUUUCCACUGCUUUUUAGAAGGGUUAGAUACAGCAACUGUAAAGUUGUCCCAUAUUACAGAUUCGAACAGUACUGAAAUCAGCUUUUGAUGCAUCAAGGUAGAUCGCCUACAUCACACCAUUUAUGGGUGUCAGGCCCCUUCCCAGAUCUAUGUAAAUACGGGAUGAUUAGUGCACUAGGCUGCCAUUUUUAGUCCGUAGGGCUAGUUAAUUUAUUUCAUCAA
Molecule: messenger RNA, 3470 nt
Organism: Solanum dulcamara
Lineage: Eukaryota; Viridiplantae; Streptophyta; Magnoliopsida; Solanales; Solanaceae
Product: calcium-transporting ATPase 12, plasma membrane-type-like
Exons: 3
Coding region: 318-3212 (964 amino acids)
Cellular component (GO): intracellular membrane-bounded organelle
Molecular function (GO): P-type calcium transporter activity; nucleotide binding
Source: RefSeq, a predicted model, not a curated record